CGCCUCGUGGAGAAGUUUGUCGACGCGUGGAAGCAGCAACAAAUCGAUGUCGAGAUUAAGAAGAACGAGGAGGAGUCUCUCUACAAGAUUAAAACAAAAUGCGAUGAUAAAACCGAAGAUGAACAAGCCGCAAUUGAAUUUCAAUCAUUAUUUCCGUCUUAUCACGACGCAGAUUUUAAUGAAUUCCUUGCUAAAGAUUUGGGUGAUGAACCCGAGGAACAAGAGCAUGUCGAUGAAUAUGCCGGCGCCAUUAAACAGGAAGACAUUGAAUAUAUUUCGCGGAUUCAUACUGAUUUUAUGUUGGCUUUCACAAAAACUGAAUGGCUCAAUCCAAAAUCAAAGUCUCCGAUUGUUGCAAGUAACGAGUUUGCUCUGCUUCAUAAAUUUAAACUCCUAAAACUAAUUCUAAAGAAAAACGUGGAAUGUUUAAGUUACACUUUGGAUCGUGACUUGAUUGGUACCCUUAGUAUUUUACUUGCCGUGGCAAAUAAAUUUGGUAAUGCUGAUGCUUUCAUCAAUGAAACACCUAAAAAAUACAACUUUUAUAAACAUUCUAAUGUGGAGGAAGUAAAAUUAUGUUUCCAUUUACUCAAAGAUCUUGAAAUACAAAUUAAUGAAUUGUUGGAUCAAUGGCCGGAGCAUCCAACGUUGAAAGCCAUUAUGACAAUCAUCAAACGCAUCUUGAACUUUGAUAUAACAAGUCCUUUGCCACGGUUUCUCACUGGUUUGGAUAUAUUGUUGACUAAAUGUCAUGAAUGGGAAGAAAAUGCACAUUCAGGAGUGUCUUUAGCCAUGCAUUUCCUGCCUAUAAGUCAACAAAUCAUCACAUGGAGAAAACUUGAGAUGACUAAUUGGAAGUCUUCUUUAGAUAAUGUUUACGACAAGAUGGUGUCGUCUACAUACAAGUAUUGGUUUUAUUUAUAUGAUGUUAUGCGUGAAUAUAUCUAUGACAAAGCAUUUGAUGUGCCUGAAUUAGUGUCAUCAUUACAGAAGUUUAUUCUACAAUCAAACAUCGCUGAAUUUUCAAUUCGUGUGCGUUUAUUAUUAGCAUUCCAUUGUCAUGCGACUUAUUUAAAACCGUGCGUAGAAAGAGAUUUCUUCGUUAGCAUUUUAUGGAAUUUAUAUAAAUAUUACGAACAGUUUAUUCCUAAUGUAACACAGCAAAUGCGUACAUUAAGAACACCAAUUGAAAAGAAACUAAAGGAUUAUGUGAAGAUUGUCAGAUGGAAAGACAUUUCUUACUGGGCACUAAAGGAAACUCUGGAUAAGACACACAAGAUUAUUCAUAAAUACAUGCGGGAGUUUGAGGCAGCAAUGAAACAACCUGCGAAUCAAUUCAUGACAAACACCAAUACUUCUUAUGAGAAUAAAUCUUGUAAAGAAGAUGAUGAUAAAGAUGAUAAACGCAAGUCUCUUUCAAUGGGACAAAGCAUCGCAUCUAAGAAUUAUUACACUACGGUCGUGGAUAAUUACAUUAGUAAACUUAUAAUUAAACCUUUGAUUGGAAUUGACUCUGCCAUUAUGAACAACGCUUCUAGUUUCUAUAACAAGAUGAAGAGUUUAUGUUCCAAUGUGAUUAAUUUGUGUAAAUAUCCACAUUUGAUUAGAGAUUUGGAUUAUUUCAUUGCACAGGUAAUAAUGACCAGUAAACAUCUGCAAGGAUUAGAAGUGGAUAAGACUUUAGUGAAGGAAAAGCAGGUAGCUCAAGCAAAGGGUCACCUGCAACAGAAACAACGUGCUUUGAGUGAUUUGUUUAAAGCACUUGCAAAAAUUGGACUGUCAUUCCGAAAGGGAAUCGUUGAAAGUAAACAGGAUAACGUUGAUUCUGAUUAUACAAUUAAACCAUUGGAUUUGACAGCUUUAUUAGGACAUUUACAAAGGAGUGAAAUUGAUGUACAGUUAUUACAAGCAUGGGAAUCUGUUGAAAUUUACAAUAGAAAAGCAUUCAUGCGUUUAGAAAUUUUAGAAAACAAUCUAAAAGCCCCUGCUAAAGAUUUAGGUAUGCAGAAUAUUGAACGUUGCAAAGGAUUUUCACUACAUCUUAUGAAGAUCAUCAGAACAAAACGAAAACUGAUUGAUUCUGCGAAUCAACUUUAUUACAUCCGCCAUAUUCAAAUGAUGGUUGAACAGUUAUCACAAGGGAAACUUUUCAUCUAUAAACAGAAAGUUGAUGAUUUGAACUCGGUGCUAGUUAACACAGUUCAUGCAAUAAACGAGAUGAAAUUGAUUUUAUCUGCUGUACCAGAAGAAGAUAUAAACGACGAUAAAAUGGAAUUACCAAUCCUGCAGAAUUCGAAGUUUAUUGAUAAUAAAUAUGAUUCUCAUUGGCAGAGUUUAAGUGAUAUUCUAGCAGUGGCACUUAAAAAUGUUGAGAAUGUGUUGAACACUUUACAUCAAGCUUCAUCGGUGUUUUUCAUUCCAACUACAAUAUCACCAGGAGUUCACGUUAAAUUUAUUGCGUUUGAUAAGUUUGAAGUAAUAGAUUCUUCAUUAAACACUAUAACUGAGAGUUUGAAAGAUUUUACGAGAAAGUUUGAUAAUAUUGAAAUGGUUUCUUCAUUAAGGACUUUAGUUGAAGAGAUUGAAGAUGCAAGGAUUUCUUUGCACUCAACUAAUGAUUCUCCAUCGAAAGAAUUAAAGGAUAUUAAUAGUUUUAAAAGAAAUAUUAGGAAAACGGUUGAAGCUACACUUUUCAGUAUACAAAAUAUAGCUGAGAAGUAUGUUAAUAAGAAUAUGAAUGUCCCACAAGAAGGAGAACAGACAGAGGAAUUGCAGGAUAAUCAACUGAGCGCUUUGGUUAUUGAAGAACUGUGCAAAGAAAUUGGUUACCUUAACAUUCCUAAGAUUUGUAAAAAACUAAACGUUGUGUUGGAGACUGUAUGCAGUGCUAAUUUAACUGGAAAAACAGAUUAUCAAGAUGCAUUAGGACUGAUAUCACCGUUUCUGGAUCAACUUGUCAGAUUAUUUCAAUUUUUGAUAACUCAACAGGUCAGUUCCUUAAGAGUCUCCUACAAAAUGGCGUCGGUGCUUUUAAAUAUUUUCAUUGAUUUGGCCACGAAAGGUUUUUGUGUCCCACCUGAUUUAGAAUCUGAAAUGAAAGAAGGCGAAUCGAAGGUUACUAGCGGAAUGGGUUUGGGUGAUGGUGAAGGAGAACGUGACGUAUCUGAUAAAAUUGAAUCUGAAGAUCAAUUGGAGGAUGCACAACCAGCUGGACAAGAAAAGCAAAAGGAAGAAGAUAAAGACUGCAAAGAGGAGGAGAAGGGUAUUGAAAUGAGUGAAGAUUUUGAUAGUAAAUUGCAGGAUGUUGAAAAGAAGCCUGAAGAUGAAGAAAACAGUGAUGAUGAUGAUGAUGAGACAGAUGCCGAUGAGCAAAUGGGAGAUACUGAUAAGGGUGCUGAUCAGUUAGACAAACAAAUUUGGGGUUCCGAUGAUGAAGAACCACCAGAAGAUGAAAACGGGGAAGGAAAGGAAGAGGAAAAAGGUGAUUCUGGUGAGAAAGUUGGUGAGCAGGAGAUGAAAGCAAAGGAUGACCAAACAUCUCAAGGUCCUGAAGAAAAUGAUGACAAGGGUAAGGAAGAAAGGGAACAAAAACAAAAGGAGAUCAACGAAAUGGAAGAACCGGAAUUGGAUGAUGAGCAAAAUGAUCCUUAUCACGGUAAUCAACCUGAAUUGCCUGAACCGGAAGCGAUGGACCUUCCAGAUGAUCUUCAACUAGAUAGUGACGGGGAACAGGAGGAACAAGGAGAAGAAAAUCCUUUCGAUAUUGAUGCUAUGAAAGAACAGAUGCCUGACGACAUUCCUGAUGAUAAAAAUGAUGACACACCAAACGUUGAAGAUGAUAAGAAGAAUCCUCAAGAUUCAUCUGACGACGAAGGAGAAGAAACCAACAAGGAUGAGCAAAAAGAUAUGGAAACACAAGACACUGAGGAAAAUCCAGAAGGCGAAGAUAACGACGACAACAUAAAGAAAGACACGGAAGUUGACAACAAAGACGAUGAAGAAGCAGAGAAAAACAACGAAGAAUCAGUGUAUGAUCAAACACAAAGCCAGGAUAAUACCGCACAAGCUAUGGAUGUUGACGAGGCGACAGCAGCUGAUAAUGUAGAGAUGAAUCCAUCUGAACAGCAGAAAGCAGCUCCUACCGCUGAAGAUACAUGUCAAGAGGAUAAUCCUGAUAAAGAAGGAGUGGGGCAAUCACAAAUGGAGAAAAGUAAGACUGGUCAUAAGGGUGAAGCUAACGCUCAACAAAAUUCACAAAAUAAACAACAAGAAAUUGAAGAAAAGAAACGCAAUCGACCUGGUGAGACAGACUCAGACCGUUGUUUGGGUGAUAAUACCCAACAAGUCAAGAAAAAGAUGAAGACAAUUGAUUCUAAAAACAACGAGCAACAGGACGAUGACGCAGAAGAGGAAAAUCCUGAAGAUUUAGAUGCAGAAAUGUACAAACACAUUAAAGAAGCCAAAGAAUCUAGUACACAAGUAAUGGAUGCUGUCACACAGGAACAAGCUGAGAAGCUUAAAGAACAACAAGUUCCAAACAAAGAAGAAAAUGAGAAUUCAGAAGAAGCAACAGAAUCCCAAGAUAAACUACCAGAAGAUAAUAAUGAUCAAAAUGAAGAAGAAGAUAUUAGUAAAAUUGAUAAAACAAAAGCGGAAAAAAUUGAAAAUGAAAAGAAACAAAAGCUUGAACAACAAAAAGCACAAGGUGAUAUUUUGGAAGAAAUGACCGAAAUGGAGGUCGAAGGCGACGUGGUUGAAACCCACACUGUUUCAAGAAGCGCCGAAAGCACUUAUCACACGCAAUAUUUAGCUAAUGAGACACCAAAGGCUCUUUCAGUACAGGACAUGAACCAAUUAAGGAUUGAAGUGGAGCAUCAGCUCUCAGUCUGGCACUCGGCUCCUAAUAGUGCAGAAGCAGAACAAGCCUGGGAGAAAAUUUCUGCUCUCACAUCAUCCCUAGCUCAAGAAUUAUCUGAACAAUUGCGUUUAGUUUUAGAACCAACGCAGGCAUCGCGUCUUAAAGGUGAUUUCCGCACCGGGCGUCGCAUAAACAUGCGCAAAGUCAUUCCGUACAUUGCAUCACAGUUCCGCAAGGACAAAAUAUGGCUGCGACGUACGAAACCUUCAAAACGUGAAUAUCAAAUCGUACUUGCUAUUGAUGAUUCCUCAAGCAUGGCUGACAAUCAUUCCAAAGAACUCGCAUUUGAAAGUGUUGCGCUUAUAUCCAAAGCGUUAACACUUUUAGAAAGUGGGCAACUUUCUAUUAUGAGUUUUGGGGAAAAUCCAAAAGUGUUGCAUAAAUUAACGGACACAUUUACAGAAAAAUCUGGUAGCAGUUUAUUGCAACAGUUCCAGUUUGACCAACAAAAAACAUGCGUUGCUAAAUUAGUUGACUUUGCAACCGCCAUGUUGAACUCCGCACAUUCAAAUGUUGCUUCUCUUUUAGCCAAAUUAUUGAUUAUCGUUAGUGAUGGCCGAGGUAUUUUCUCAGAAGGUGAAACAUACGUUCAGCAAGCAGUGCGACGUGCCAAACUGGAUAACAUUUUCAUGAUAUUUGUUAUUAUUGAUAAUCCGGAGAACAAAAGCAGUAUUCUGGAUAUUAGAAAGGCUGUGUUCCAAGGUGCCAAGAUGGAACUCAAGUCUUACAUGGAUACCUUCCCUUUCCCGUUUUAUAUUAUCCUUCGGGACAUUAAUACAUUACCGCAUGUUUUAAGCGAUGCCCUUCGGCAAUGGUUCGAAAUGGUUUCGAAUGUUGAUCGCGUUUAAAACUCUUAAUAUUGUUCAUGUAUGUUUCAAUUUACUUAAUAAUAAAAAAUGUUUGCUUUUA
This is a messenger RNA of Dalotia coriaria, 5827 nucleotides long. RefSeq names its product midasin. The record is from RefSeq and is a predicted model, not a curated record. Gene Ontology annotation, biological process: ribosomal large subunit export from nucleus; ribosomal large subunit assembly. Gene Ontology annotation, cellular component: preribosome, large subunit precursor; nucleus. Lineage: Eukaryota; Metazoa; Arthropoda; Insecta; Coleoptera; Staphylinidae.